Messenger RNA from Chara braunii, 3541 nucleotides. Lineage: Eukaryota; Viridiplantae; Streptophyta; Charophyceae; Charales; Characeae. The record is from the annotation of a GenBank genome assembly.
CGGUUAGCCCUCAUAGACUGCGUCAUUGCUUCAAGCGCAAAGAUUUAUGGUUUAUUUUUGAUUCCUUGAUCACGCGUGAUUCACAGUACACGUCAGCUAUACAAGUAGCACUCAACGUCCCCGCGAGGAGCGCAAAAAUCAAGCGCACACAUCGAUUGGCUGGUGGCCUUGUGAGGGCCAGGACUGAGUCAGUUCUAGUGUGUGUGUGUGUGUGUGUGUGUGUGUGUGUGUGUGAGAGAGAGAGAGAGAGAGAGAGAGAGAGAGAGAGAGAGAGAGAGAGAGAGAGAGAGNGAGAGAGAGAGAGAGAGAGAGAGAGAGAGAGAGAGAGAGAGAGAGAGAGAGAGAGAGAGAGAGGAGGAGGAGGAGGAGGAGGAGGAGUCUUUUUGGCGGGGCGCAUGUGUGAUUAGCUCGGCCUGCCGUGAUUUCGGGUCCGCUUCCGAAUCAAUGAGCGGCGUUGAGGUCGCUGCGGCGCUGCCGCAUGAAUGUGGAGAUGGCGGCAAAGAUCGGCAAAAUCUGGGGACAGAGGAAGAAGUGGUGGAAGGAAUGGAAGAAGCCACUGCUACAGCCGUUGAGGCGAGCGCAGAGGAGACGACGUCCGCGACGAAACAAGGGAAAGUUUUGUUGCCUCUUGGCGUUGGGAAGGAUCACUUCAAAGAGGCCACGACGGCUAUGGCGCCCGGAUUGAUUGCUGUUCAACCCGGGGGAUCGGCAGUGGCAGUAGCGAUAGGCGCCGGCCUGCGAAUCUUUGACAUCGCAAAAGGGCAAGCGGUCACUCUGCUCGACGAGCAGGGAAGGCCAGACAGGCAUGGAGACUCUAUCAGGGCAUGUGCUUUCCAUCCCAGUGGACGGUUCUUUGCUUCCGGAGGGGACGAUAAGUUGCUGAAGCUCUGGGACACUGCCACGUGGCAAUGCCGCCGCAAUAUCCGUCAUCCGAAGAAAAUCAGCGCUCUAACUUUCAGCGCAGACGGUUGUUGGGUGAUAACAGCGGACAAGUUUGGAGUUGUACACGUGGCCGCCGCUCAUGAUGCCACAACAGUAGAGCUUUGUGGCGCGUCCGCUGAUGAGCAUGCCGAUGGAGAGAAGACCGAUGUCGAUCAACCGACGCAACUGCUGGCGCAUUACAGCAGCAUUAUCACGAGCGUAGCUGUCUCGGACGAUGGCCGAUUUGUAGCAAGUGCAGAUAGAGAUUUCAAGGUUAGGGUUAGUGUAUUUCCUCGGCAGCCAAAAAGGGGCGCGCACGAGAUUCAGAGCUUCUGCCUCGGUCACACACAGUUCGUGACCUGUGUGGCAUUUGUGUGCGACAAGCGGUCUACCACCACGGAGAUAGAUGCGUCUGGGAAUCCAGACUCGACGACGAGUCCUCCACCUAGCCUGGGUGCUCUUCUCGUAUCUGGAGGGGGGGACGGGACAGUGAGACUCUGGGACCACCAAUCAGGGGUGCUUCUGGACACUCUUUGCCUAGAUGAUCACUAUGCCGACCAGUGCGGGGAAGGGGAGAGGAAACAACACGGCGGCGGCGAUGGUGGGCGCUUGUCACCGUCGACUUGCGCGGCAGAAGCUCAAGAAGACGAGCACGAGGAGGAAGGAGGAGGAGGAGGAGAAGAAGAAAACGGGCAGAAGCGAUAUGGCGGACGCAUUGCUCAGGGAGUACGCGGACCGAGAGCUGUGAUCGCGAUGGCCGUUGGCCAGGAUGGCCGUUCCAUCGCUGUGGUAUUGGAAAGUGUAGAAGCGAUCGCAUUGUUGAAGUGCGAUUUCCUUAGGCAGAAGCUUGAGGUCAUACAAUGGGUAUCUGUGAAGGGCAACUCUGCCCCCACCAGUUUGUGCUGGGAUCCGUGCAGUCGCGGUCGUCUGUGGGCUGUAUCGGGAGCUGUGGAGGCACAUGAGAGUGGAGAUGCAGAGAUGACACCUGAGAGCAUUACAGCACUGGAGGACUGGGCGGCGGCAGUGUCAGCAGCAGCUGCUGUACGCCUCGUAAUAGUCGAUCAGAAGAAGAAAGUAUCUGCGCAAACCCGUCAGGGGUGUCAUCCCCUUCUUAGCAGCGCUGCCACAACAGCAACUGCUGCAGGUGCAGCAGCCAAAGGAGGAGGAAGAGGAGGAGGAGAAGGAGAAGGAGAAGAAGGGGUAUCAGUGCCGGAAGUGUCAUCUUAUCAUCGUCGUUCUCUAACAAAAGAAGCUGCAGGAGAAAUUUCUGCUGGGGGUGAUGGAGAGGGAGGGGGGACGGAACAACAGCACGGGAUUAAGGGAUUGGACGAGACCCUAUAUGUUGUCGUGGACGCCUGGAAAUUGCCGAACGGGAAGGAGACGAAGGCAGUGCUGGAAGGAAAGAGCAUAGAUCCGGCAGCAGCAGCUCUAAGUGUCGAGAGAGCAGCGCAAGCAAUGAAAAGCAUUAUGUGUAAAAGAACGUACACGGAAGAAGAGAGAGAAAAGAGAAAGAGAAUGAGAAACGAUAAGAAAGUGGGGACGAAUAGAGGCGGUGAACGAAGCAGGAGAAAUUUAUGAUGAUGUCCAGGGGGUUUCAUAAACCCCUCGUGUUAUUCGUUGAAAAACACAUACAGGUCGUAACGGCCAGGUACGCCUGCCUUAACACACCCGGCAGAGGCACCGGAGGAGUUCCGGAAACAGGUUCUUGAGCAACAGAGGUCGCAUGGAAGGCGGGAAAUAUCCUCCAUCCGCUAGGGCAGAGAGUGUGGAGCUGUUGGGUCUUGAGAAUGCCACCCCUCAUUAUGUACAAGUGCCUGCGGCAGUCGUGGAUUCUCACAUCUACUACCGCCCCGCCAACGAGGACGAUUUGCCGAGUAUUAACGCGCUAGAGCUAGAAAGCUAUCCCUCGGAUGAAGCUGCAUCCCCUUCCACAAUGCAUUACCGAAUGACUCAUGCUCCCUCGUUCUUCCUCGUGGCCGAGCGAAUGAGCGCAAAUGGAGAGAAGAGGAUCGUAGGUUAUGUCUGCAGUACUCUUUCUUUCAUUGACAAACUUGGUCACAGCACUAUGUUUGUACACGAUCCAUCGGGUUCCUGUUUGUGCAUCCAUUCUGUGUGUGUUGAUAUGACUGAAAGAAGAAAGGGUAUUGGUUCGCGCCUUCUGCAAGCUUACGUGAGAUACAUUGCAGCUACAGCGGCAGGUCAAGUCAAGACGAUCCGACUGCUGUGUAAAGAGCAGCUGGUGCCUUUUUAUUGCAUGGCAGGGUUUUCUGUAGUGGGCCCAUCCGAUGUUGUCCAUGGACGCGACCAAUGGAUAGAGUGCAUGAUGACGAUGCCAGAAGAUUCAAGUCUAUAAGCUUUGUGGAGGUUGACUCCCUAGCCAGCAAUGACCGUGAGGUUCAAGCAACAGGAUGCCUCUACUGCCUGCUCCGAAAUAGAGCACACUAGAGCACAAUAGAGCACACUAGAACACAGUAGAAUAGAAUAGAGCAGACUAGAACACAAUAGAACAGAAUAGAGCACAAUAGAACACAGUAGAACAGAAUAGAGCACAAUAGAACACAGUAGAACAGAAUAGAGCACAAUAGAACACAGUAGAACAGAAUAGAGCACAAUAGAACGC